ACUCUACAGAGCAUCAAGGUUUACGCCUGCUUUGCAGAAGUAUUGCCGUACCGUUUCAAGUACUGCCGGAGAGACAAAGACAAAAAGAAGUCCCUCUGACCCGCGAACUCUUGCUGAGCAUCUAAAGUCUCUAAUCAUUGCGAAGGGGCCUCUCUCCAUCUCCGAAUUUACCAAAAUAGCGCUAAAUCACCCGACUUUGGGCUUUUACCAUAAUUGCGAUGUUAUUGGAAAGGAACAGAGCCAUUUCAUCACCUCCCCCGAGAUCAACCAGGCGUUCGGUGAAUUGAUCGGAAUCUGGUGUGUGACGCAAUGGGAGAGUUUUGGAAAGCCGAAAAAGAUGCAGCUCGUGGAAUUGGGACCUGGCCGUGGUACGCUGAUGAAAGACUUGCUGCGAGCGGCUCGCCACUUCCCUGGAUUCUACAACUCUCUGGACAUUCACUUGGUGGAGCUGAGUCCGGGUAUGCGAAGCAAGCAGAAAUACUCGCUGGACUGCAAGUACCCAUUCUACAGCCUUUCAUUCUAGGCCUCUCGAUCAUCCCGAACCAUCCGAUCCGGUGACCGGAAAGGAGCAUAUGACGCUGCGUGGGCCUUCGCCCAUUGACGUAUACUGGCACAACACGAUCGCCUCGGUCCCGCGGACGCUUCCUACGCUGAUUUUGGGCCACGAAUUUCUGGACGCGCUGCCCAUUCAAAAGUUCCAAUACACCAAGAAAGGCUGGCGCGAGAUCCUCGUCGACCUCAAGGAACACCUCGACUGGGACGAAGGCGACGUUUACAAGCAUCCGCUCCAGACAUCUGCAUCAUCUCCAUCAUCAUCUCCAUCCGCGUCAUCCGCGGCCGGCGAGGCUUCAGACGGCCCAAUCGAGUUCAAAGAAGUGCUCUGCCCGCACAACAACCUCGCGGCGACCGCCAUGCUCGGCGGGCUCUUCGAGGGCGAGCACGUGGACCAGAGCGUGUCCCGCGGGGAAAGCGGUACAGCUGGGGGCGCGGGUCGAUCGUAGCGUUCGUGAACCACCUGAAACAGCGCAAAAAGCUGCUGGAGGAGGCGAUGAAACGGUCGGGCGGGCUGGUGGACGCCGCGGGAAAGCCGGCGGGAACCGCGGUUCCGCUGGUGGACGCGGCGGGGGUUCCGCUGGGGGGCGUGAAGGAGCCGGUGCACAUCACGGAGGACAUUGAUGCGGUGCUGCGAUCACGUGGAGGGCAAUCGUCGAUGAAACCGACGACGAAACCGCCGACGAAACCGACGGCGAUGAAACCGCCGAUGAAGUCGGGGAGCGAUGCGAUGCUGAAUGUGUACGAUGCGAAGGAGGGUGACCGGAUUGAGGUGUGUCCGGAGGCGUGCAUGCUGGUGCAGGAGAUCGUGAUGUGGCUGGAGGAGACGAAAGGAAGCGCAUUGUUCAUUGAUUAUGGAAAUGACUAUGCGUCGCAGAAUAGCAUUCGUGGGAUCAAGAAUCAUCAGUUCGUGUCGUAUUUGCAGGAACCGGGGGAGGUCGACAUUACGGCCGAUGUGGAUUUCCAGGCGUUGAGAAAGGUGGUGGAGAAUAGCAAAUCGGCGAGUGUGAAGUAUCACGGACCGAUCCCACAGGGCUAUUUCCUCUGUGGAUUGGGAAUCGAGGAGCGAGUUCGACAGAUGGCCGAGACGGUGGAGGACGACGCGAAGGUGGACGAUAUUAUUAAAUCUGCGGAGAGAUUGGUUAAUAAGGACCAAAUGGGAGAAGUGUACAAGGUUUGCUGUCUGACGACUGGUGGCCAGCCUACUGGUUUUGAAGGAGAGGAACAAUUCUGUUGUGUUGUUUGUUUGAAAGGUGGAACAUCUCCAGUAUCCUCUUGUCGAAGAAACUGA
Messenger RNA from Blastocystis hominis, 1843 nucleotides. RefSeq lists its product as hypothetical. Gene Ontology annotation, biological process: mitochondrial respiratory chain complex I assembly. Gene Ontology annotation, molecular function: protein-arginine omega-N symmetric methyltransferase activity. The transcript is spliced from 3 exons. The coding region runs from base 1049 to 1843 and encodes 264 amino acids. NCBI's taxonomy places the organism in Eukaryota, Bigyra, Opalinata, Blastocystidae. Gene Ontology annotation, cellular component: mitochondrion. The record is from RefSeq and is a predicted model, not a curated record.